CGCCUGCCCGCACGCCCUCUCCGGGAAGGCCGCACGCUGGAGGGGCGCGGUGCGAGUCUAGGGGUGGAGAGACGCGGCGUGGAGGGAGCGACUCGUGGAGUCAGUAAAGGGCACAGCCAGAGGAGACUGGAUUGCCAAGGGUGAGGGCUGGAGCUGGGGGUCUGGCAACAGGCACAGGUGAUGGAAGAAAUGAAGCCAACAGGUACAGAUCCAAGGAUCUUGUCUCUAGCUGCUGAAGUUGCAAAAAGUUCUGAGCAAAAUGUCCCUGUCAUAUUGUUGAAGUUAAAAGAUAUAAUAAACAACACCCCUGCAGGAAGCUCAGAGUUGAAGAAAAUCAAACAAGAUAUAUAUUGUUAUGACCUCAUUCAAUAUUGCCUUUUGGUCCUCAGUCAAGAUUAUUCUCGGAUCCAAGGUGGUUGGUCUACAAUAUCCCAGCUUACACAAAUACUAAGCCAUUGCUGUGUGGGCUUAGAGCCAGGAGAAGAUGCAGAGGAAUUUUACAAGGAAUUACUUCCAUCAGCUGCCGAAAAUUUUCUUAUUUUGGGGAGACGAUUGCAAACAUGUUUCAUCAAUGCAACUAAGGGUGAAGAAAAAGAUAAAUUACUACACUUUUUCCAAAUUGUGACUGAUUCUUUCUCCUGGCUAUUGGGAGGUCAUAUUCAACUCAUACGGAAUGUCCUACAAAGUGAUCAUUUCUUGCACUUAUUACAAACUGACAAUGUGCAGAUAGGAUCCACAGUCAUGACUCUGCUACAGAACAUAGUACAGAUCAACAGUGGUGAUUUACUCAAGAUAGAAGAAAAAACCCUGCAUUCUAUUUUAGAUGAAGUUCUUUUCAAGCUUUUAUCAACUCCUAGUCCAGUCAUAAGAAGUACUGCUACAAAGCUCUUGUUGUUGAUGGCUGAAUCUCAUCAGGAAAUUUUGAUUUUAUUGAGACUAAGUACCUGCUACAAAGGACUUAGAAGUCUACUAAGUAAACAGGAAGCUGUGACAGAAUUUAGUCAAGAACUUAGACAGCUCAUUGGUCUUUUAAGCCCUAGCAACUAUCAGGAAGUAGAAGAGCAGAAACUAUAUCAAGCAGCUACCUUGAUUCAAGCCUACUGGAAGGGUUUCCAGACCAGAAAAAGAUUAAAGAAGCUUCCGUCUGCUGUGAUUGCUUUGCAAAGGAGUUUCAGAUCUAAACGAGCAAAGGCAUUAUUGGAACUAAAUAGGCAGAAGGAAGAAGAGGACCUAAAAUUAAAAUUAAAGCUUCAAAGACAGAGAGCCAUGAGGCUUUCCCGAGAAAUACGCCUGAGUAUACUUGAGAUGGUACAUCCAGGUCAAGUAGAGAAGUUCAAUAGGAAAAUGAAAGAGAGAUCAGCAUUGAUUAUCCAGAAGCACUGGAGAGGAUACAAGGAAAGAAAGAAUUUUCGCCAACAGAGACAGUCUCUCACAGAGUAUAAAGCAGCUGUCACACUUCAAAGAGCAGUUCUUAAAUUCCUAGCAAAGUGCCGUAAGAAAAAGAAACUAUUUGCUUCUUGGCACAGACUCCAAGAACUCAGUGAUGAACGCAGAGUUGAACUGAAGCAACAAGUGGAUGAAUAUGUUAGAAGACAUCCAGGUUCUCAGAUAUCAGGUGUGGUCAGCAGAGAGCUCCAUGCCCAAGCUCAGGAACAACUACAGCACUACUUUAUGGGAAGGGCCCUGGAAGACCGAGCCCAGCAGCACAGAGAAGCUUUAAUGGCUCAGAUCAGCACCAAUAUUGAACAGUUAAUCAAGGCCCCAAGUCUGAAGGAGGCAGAAGGAAAAGAACCUGAGCAUUUCCUAAGUAGAUCCAGACCUGUGGCAGCUAAGGCCAAGCAGACCCAUCUCACCACCCUGAAGCACAUGCAAGCACCCUGGUGGAAGAAGCUUGGGGAAGAGCCAGGUAACGAGGUUGAUGCCGCUACAGACGAGCUUAGUUUAGAAUUAGGAACCUUAUUUAUUGGUGGGACCAAAUCCCCUUAGGUACUUUCCAUUAAAGUUGGUGCAAAGCUUAUAUUUCAGGAAAUUCUGUUGGUUUUUCCUCUGUCCAGCCUAGUGCUGUCCUAAUUCAUGAUUGCCCAGAGGAUUUUCUUCAUGCACUUUCUGACAAUAAGCAAAACGUUAUCUACCUCACCCAUUUCUUAUUCCUUUUUCUGUGCUUCUGUCACUAGCCAUAUGUACAUAAUUCUGUGGCUUCCAUUUUGAGACAAAAUUCAGCAUGAAAUUCUGUUGUUGAUGUGAAAUUUGUUUUCCCA
Messenger RNA from Jaculus jaculus (lesser Egyptian jerboa), 2258 nucleotides. It is a transcript of the gene Iqcb1, whose product is annotated as IQ motif containing B1. Gene Ontology annotation, biological process: cilium assembly. Gene Ontology annotation, molecular function: calmodulin binding. Gene Ontology annotation, cellular component: cilium. The transcript has 15 exons. Bases 181 to 1986 code for a protein of 601 amino acids. The record is from RefSeq and is a predicted model, not a curated record. Lineage: Eukaryota; Metazoa; Chordata; Mammalia; Rodentia; Dipodidae.